Molecule: messenger RNA, 1642 nt
Organism: Pygocentrus nattereri (red-bellied piranha)
Lineage: Eukaryota; Metazoa; Chordata; Actinopteri; Characiformes; Serrasalmidae
Product: fibrillin-1-like
Exons: 13
Coding region: 142-1626 (494 amino acids)
Molecular function (GO): calcium ion binding
Source: RefSeq, a predicted model, not a curated record
GGCGCUUUUCUUUCUCUGCUCUUUAAACUGUCAGACCUGCAGAAACACGAUUUCGCUGCUUCUCCACCCUCCAAAUGAAGGACUCGCUGUUCGGUAGUACAUUGCCACUAAGUUGAGCCCCACAGCUAUUUUGUGUGUCUUAUGAAUAAUACUGGAUACCAGUGCCAGUGUGAGGAUCAGUAUUUCUGGCCAUGUGAUAAGUGCACAAAGUAUGGACGCUGUGACAACAUCACUGGUGACACAUGUGGAUGCAUCAGUGGUUUUCCAAAUGAUGCACAGUUCUGUCAACCAUCGAUAGAGCUGACUAAUGUGACAACAUGCCCAACUCCACCACCACCAGCGCCGCCUCCCACUGAAUAUGUGGUUGAAUUUGAGAUUGACACAGUGGAUGCAGCAGUGCUUAAUCAGCUGAGAACUCUUCUGAAGAACCUCAGUUUACCCUUUGGAAUAAGUGACGAUCAGAUCACUGAACUCAACAUCACUACAGUGUGUCUUUUGAAUAAUACUGGAUACCAGUGCCGGUGUGAGGAUCAGUAUUUCUGGCCGUGUAACAAGUGCGCAGCGUAUGGACCCUGUGACAACAUUAAUAAUGUCACAUGUGGAUGCAUCAGAGCCGUUCCAAAUGAUGGACAGUUCUGCCAACCAAUGACAGAGCUGGCCAAUAUCACAGUAUGUCCAACUCCAGACAUGGACGAAUGUACUGUGAUUCCUGGAGUGUGUGGUCCAAAUGCAAACUGCACCAAUACUGUAGGAAGCUACAGUUGUUCAUGCCUGACUGGAUAUAAUGUUACAAAUACAACUAUUCCUCUCAGUGUCAGCAACCCAUGCAGAGAUGUGAAUGAAUGUAUGGAGAUUCCUGAAGUGUGUGGGCCAAAUGCAAACUGCACCAAUGUUGCUGGAAACUACAGCUGCACAUGCCUGAGAGGAUAUAAUGUGACAGAUCCCUACUUUCCUAUUAAUAUGAGCAACCCAUGCAGAGAUGUGAAUGAAUGUACUGAGAUUCCUGGUGUGUGUGGACCAAAUGCAAACUGCACCAAUACUGUUGGAAACUACAGCUGCACAUGCCUGAGAGGAUACACUGUGACAAAUCCAUACUUUGCUAUUAAUAUGAGCAACCCAUGUAGAGAUGUGGAUGAAUGUACUGAGAUUCCUGGUGUGUGUGGACCAAAUGCAAACUGCACCAACGCUGUUGGAAACUACAGCUGCACAUGCCUGAGAGGAUACACUGUGACAAAUCUUUCCUUUCCUAUCAAUGUUGGCAACCCAUGCAGAGCGCCGCCUCCCACUGAAUAUGUGGUUGAGAUUGAGAUUGACACAGUGGAUGCAGCAGUGCUUAAUCAGCUGAGAACUCUUCUGAAGAACCUCAGUUUACCCUUUGGAAUAAGUGACGAUCAGAUCACUGAACUCAACAUCACUACAGUGUGUCUUUUGAAUAAUACUGGAUACCAGUGCCGGUGUGAGGAUCAGUAUUUCUGGCCGUGUAACAAGUGCGCAGCGUAUGGACCCUGUGACAACAUUAAUAAUGUCACAUGUGGAUGCAUCAGAGCCGUUCCAAAUGAUGGACAGUUCUGCCAACCAAUGACAGAGCUGGCCAAUAUCACAGUAUGUCCAACUCCAGGUAAAUAAAAGCAUUUGUACAAUA